ACUGUCAAAUACAAACUCCAAUUCCAACUGUCAAGACAUUGGACAAAAAAAAUGAAAGCAGAAUGAAAGUUUGUGUUUCAAAGAAUUAGGUUGUGGACUAACAGAGAGUGGCAUAUUAAAACAUAAUUUUGUAACAGGAAAGGGAGGCUGACAAAUUGAAAAAAUGGAAAAUAACCCAUGUUCCUUUAAUAUAAUGGAAUUAAUAUAAUAAUAUUUUGUUGUUUAACAGUUAUGUCCCUUUAAAUUGAUAAUAGUUUAUUCGUUACAAUGGGCGAAGCGUACUUUAACCUGUCUCGAAAACUUGAGGACCUUGGCUAUAACAACAAGUUGCCGAUCGAAGCGGUUCCAUUGGUAGAAUCUAUAUUGGCAGACUUGUUGCAAACUACGCGCAGUUUACAGCAUUAUAUGGAUUUGUCAAAGGAAGCAAUAAUGCAGCGCGACUCUUUGAUGUUAGAAGCAGAACCCUAUAAAUGUGACAAUGCCAAACUAAUCCAAGAAAGUAACAAACUUCACAAAGAAAAUAUGCAGUUAAGAGAAGAUUAUUUAAAAUUUACUAAGGAAAGUAAAAGGAAGAUUAAAUCACUCUCAGAAGAACUUGUCAAGAAGGACUCUACAAUAAAUAAGUUACAAUAUGAAGUCCGAGAAUUGAGUUUAAGAGGACUAUGUGCUGAAACUCAAAGUAGUCGUAAUAAGAGCCGCAGAAAGGAUAAUGAUCAAGUAAAUAAAAUUUGCCUUUGUAAUGAAAAAAUAUAUUCUAAUUCUGAUAAAGAAGUUACAGAGCUAACAAAAAAAAUACAAUUAUUAGAAGAGAAAAAUAUGGAAUUUUAUGAUGAAAUUAUGGUGUUGAAAAGUCAAAUAGAACAUAGGGAUAAUGAAAUUAUAAGACUAAAUAUUCUUCUAGAAGGUGGAAGGCCUUUAUCUGCAAUAAAUAAAGACUGCUGUAACCCUAAUAUUGACAGUAGAGUUCAAAGUUUGAUGAAAGAAUUACGUGAGAUGGAAAUUGCUAAUGAUUUAUUAAAAAAGGAGGUUGAAAGAGGUUUAGCAAAGCAGCAUGAAGCAAUGUUAAGGGCUCUCAGUCUAGCUGAUAGAAAUAAGACAUUACAAGAAGAACUACAAAAGGUAGAUUCAUUAGCUUUAAAAGUUGAAGAUGAUGCUAAUAAAAGGUUAGCAUCUAUGCUAAGUGAAAUUAACUUUUUACAGACGAGGAUAGAAGGUUUGACUCUGAAAAAUUCAGAACUAGAAAGAGAAAUUUCAACUCUAAAGACAAGAAAUAUUUCACCUAAAAUGCUUGAUAUUCAAGAAUCUUUGAAUAGUGCCUUAAAAGAGAAUAAUGCAAUGCACAAAGAGAUUAAAGAUUUGGUAGAGCUCAAUAAAAGUCUGCAAGAUAAAAUUUUAUCACUGCCACACAUGAAUAAGUCUGCCCGCUUUAAUAGUGAAUAUGAGCAUUUAAAAGAUAAAUGUAGAACUAAAUAUGAAUUACAGACAUUUCUUGAAGAUGAAAAGAAGAUGUAUGAAAAAUACAUAAAAGAUAUUCAAGAGAAGAUGACUGAGACUAUGAAAGAUUUUAAUAAACACUUACAAAAUUGUAGAUGUAAAGAAUCUCCAAUUACAUCAAAAGAUAUUGGAACAACUUAUGAAGCUUCUUUUGUCAGAGAUUUACACACAAAAUUAUGUGAGAGUGAACAAAAAAUGUUGGUGCUUAAAAAAGAAAAUGAUGAAUAUAAAAUUAAAUUGGCUAAACAAGAAGAAAAUAAUAGACAAAACUAUAAAGAUGUCAUUAACCAAUUAAAUGUUGAAAAUUCUGAGUUGACUAAAGAAAAUAUUAAUUUAAGUCAACAAUUAAGUCAAUAUAAAAAUUUACAUUUGCUUAAGUCUAGUGACAGAGGAGAUUAUUCAAGAGAUGUGAAAAAGUUGAAAAUCAAAAUUGAUGAAAUGACACAUGAGUUACAGUUGUUAAAGAAAGAUAAACAAGAAUACAAUAUGAAAUAUAAAGAAGCAAUGGAUUUAGCAGAUAAGUUAAAAAGGGAUCUUGUAUUUAAACAAAAUGAAAUUGAAAGAUUAGAAGAUGAAAACAAUUCAUAUAAAAGAACUAAUAGAACUGAAAAAGCGUCUACUGAUCAUCUUAAAGAUGAAUGUAACUUUUUAAGGGAACAACUGAAAAAAAUUCAAAGUGAUAUGAUAAAAGAAAAGUCCAUAACAAAUCAAAUUAAGAAUAUCCAAGUUGAAACAGAGAGAAGUACAAAUAGUAUUCAAAAUGAAUUAUUAUGCGCUCAGAAGAAACUCAGCUUAUCUAAAGAAACAAUUGAUUCACUAGAGUUUAAAUGUAAAGAAUUACAAAAUGAAAUUAUAUCAUUAAGGGCUGACAAAUCAAACUUAAUAGAAAGUAUAAAAAAAGUGGAUCAGGAGCGUGAUAAACUAGUAAUUGAAUUAGAUAAUAAAGUUGAGAGUAACAGCUUCCUAGAACAAAAGUUAAAAUCUAAAACAUUUGAGAUGACUAAGUUAGAAGAGGAAAUUAAGGAACUUAAAAGAAAAUUAAAUGUUAAUAAAAUAUCUGAACACAAAAUAGCAGAUUAUGAAGCACAAAUAAGCUUUUUAAAUGGUGAAAUAUUAAGACUAAACCAGCAGCUUGAUACAGCAGUUAUGGAAAAUAAACAAUUACAAAACAGUCUGGCUGAUGCUAAUGGUACUAUAAAGAUUAAUAAGAUAGAAUAUGAAAAAUCAAGGAAGGAAGUUGAAUGCUUAAAACAGCAAUUGCAGCAUUAUGUAUCAGAAAUAAGAAGAAUUGAGGAACUGCUUUCACAAAAAGAAGCAGAAAGAUCUGAUAUGUUAGAACAAUUUGCAAGUUUGUCAGUUGAAGCAAACAUACUUGAAAAUACGAAUCAUUCUUUAGAAAGUGAAUCUGCUUCAAAAUCAGUGCAAUUACAGACAUAUAUAAGUAAAAUAGAAAUGUUGGAAUCUAAAAUAAUGGACAAGGAAAAUAUGAUAGAGAGUCAGUCAUCUCGCAUAGCUGCCAUGUCAUGCAAGAUAAAUGCACUGGAAAAUGAAAUUAAACUUAUAACUGAAGAAAAAAUUAUAUUAGAACAAAAUAUAUCAUACUUAAAACAAAUGUGUAGUAAUUUAAAAAGUGAACAUACAGCAAGGAUUGGAGAUGGAGAUUCAGAAUUAAAAAUAUACGAAAAUAGGAUAAAAAGUUUAUCUAGGGCAAAAGAAAACUUAGAAUUUGACAAAUGUAAAUUGAAAGACAAUUUAGCUACAACAGAAAAGUUACUAUCAAAUGCCAGGAAAGAAAUAGUAGAACUGAAACUAGCUUUACAGGAUGCCACUUCUGAGACUAAAUCAUUACAAGAUAGUGUAAAUAGAUUAAGUAGAAGAGAUCCUGAAAUUCAUGAGACUACCCUCACUACAGAACACUUUGAUUUGCCUUUGAUGUUGGAGGAAAUCCAUGAAGUGAGUCAUGAAGAAGAUGAUGAAAGCUUGCCUUGUCAUGCAAUGCAUAAACGACUUUCAAAGUACAGUAGUGGAACUUUAUAGGGUGACACUAGAUCCUUACAAAUAAAUUAUUUAUUUAUAUAGAUUAAUUGUACACAGGGUCCAAAAUAUGUUAUUAUGUAGUAUUUUUUGUGUUUUUGAUGUUUAGUAUCAUGUUGACUGAUGUAUUGUCCCAUGUAUUUGAUUAAUUUAAUGUUAACAUAUUGGAUAAUAAUCUUCAUUUUAGUAAUGCACAAAGUGUCAUAUUGUACAGUUGAUAUUAAACAUAAUAAAAUAUGUCAUAUUGUG
Molecule: messenger RNA, 3777 nt
Organism: Manduca sexta (tobacco hornworm)
Lineage: Eukaryota; Metazoa; Arthropoda; Insecta; Lepidoptera; Sphingidae
Gene: Cep135
Product: centrosomal protein of 135 kDa-like
Exons: 2
Coding region: 268-3531 (1087 amino acids)
Source: RefSeq, a predicted model, not a curated record